Messenger RNA from Guillardia theta CCMP2712, 1974 nucleotides. RefSeq names its product methyltransferase type 11. The transcript is spliced from 3 exons. The record is from RefSeq and is a predicted model, not a curated record. Bases 1 to 1974 code for a protein of 657 amino acids. Gene Ontology annotation, molecular function: S-adenosylmethionine-dependent methyltransferase activity. Lineage: Eukaryota; Cryptophyceae; Pyrenomonadales; Geminigeraceae.
AUGGUCAGGAGAUGGGUAUGGCUGUUGGGGAUACUGAUCAUCGACGUGGGGAUGGUGAAGGAGGGCAGAGGAGAAGCCGGUGCAGUAGAGGAGGCUCGGGAGCUGUUGGGCAUGUCGGACGCCGACGGAGACAUGAAAUGGCAGGGUAGUGCCUGCUGCCCGUUGGGGAGGAGGAUUGGUGCCAUGAGCGCCUGCGAGAUGAGGGAGUGGUUGAUUUGUAUCAAUGCGGUGAGAUGGGACGAGGACGUGCCGGUCAUGCCGAACGAGACAGGAACGCUGAAGGAAGACGAGCUAGUGAGGAGGGGGAUUAGAAUGGAAGGGGCCAGGAGCAUUGUUGCCUGCAGGAACUUCACGACGCAUGGGGUGUUGUAUGCUCUGUACAAUUUGGGUGGAGGCGAGAGCGAUAAGAUGACAAGCAUGGUGAGACGGUCGAUCCUGAGCUUGAAGCAGCUGCAGCGCAACAGGAUGCUAGGGGUACAUGUGGCCAUCGCAGGUAAGGAGGGGGCAGAGAGCAUUGGCGCUCUAGUUGGCAUGGAGAAGCUGGGAGUUCAAUUCUCGUUCCACCCGGACGCUGAGAGCAGCACGACCUUCAAAAUCAGUGCCAUGCUGGCAUCACCCUUCCAGCACACCAUGUUCCUCGACGCCGACACGUACGUCUGCCGUGACGUGCUGGGAGCGUUCGACCUCCUACCAAGGUUCGACCUGGUUGCGACAGAAGCUCCUAUCCUGUUCCACGAGGGUCAUCCUACAGGGCUCGCUCGUUUUUCCAUACCGUCUUCCUACGCUCAGUUCAACUCUGCAGUAGUCUUGUUCGCCUCCAACGAGCGCCUUACGAGGCUGCUGCGGCUGGCCCUUGAGCGGGGGAGGCAGCUGCAACCCCUGGGGUUCUACGAUCAAGAAGCUCUUAGAUUCGCGCUCUGGAACAGCCCCGAUGUCAGAACGCACACUCUGCCUCCUCCCUGGCAGUGCAGAGGAGCUACGACGUGCAGUGACUUGGUGGCUGGCCAGGUCAUCGUAGGGCAACCGGUUGACGCUGGGUUCUUUCCUUGUGUUGUGCUGCACAGCCGCAAGGUCAGGGAGGAGGUAGACGAGACGUUCGCCGUCUCCUGCUCCGAAGGGGCUACCGCAGAUGUGGAUCGGCUGGGGGCGGACUCUCUGCUGCCUUGCGGGGUUCCGAGGCGGGAGGAGUACCAGAGGGUGGAGGAGAGUGAAGUUUUCAGCGAGAUGAUGAGCUUUUCUCGCUAUUGGAUGAUGAAGAAUGGUUUCAUGCAUGUCGCUGCGAACAUGCUGUCGCUCAUACAGCCUGAUGUCUUGAUGCAGUGGAGCAGACGCUGGGAAUAUCCCUUCCACUACAUCGCCAUCCGCCGCCUACAGGAGCAGUUCUACCAGGGUCAGGGGUUGAGGGUUAUCGAUGGAGGUAUAGGUUGCACGUUCUUCCCCUUCUUCCUCGUUGAACAUCUGCCUAACGUCACGGUCGACGGCAUCGACUCAGACAUGCGGCUUCCUCAAGUCUACCAUGAGCUCGGGCUGUUGGAGGAGGACGGUAGGGUGCAGCUGUUCCACUCGUCCAUGGCGGACCUGCCCUUUGAGGACAGUACCCAUGACGUGGCGAUGUCAGUUUCGGUCCUGGAGCACACAACCAACUAUGACCGCAUCCUGGCUGAGUUCCGACGAGUGCUGAAGCCAGGAGGGUUCCUCCUACUCAGCUUUGAUGUUUCUCUCAAAGGAGAUGCGCAGAUCAGCGUCGAGGAUGCAGAGAAGCUGCUGCGAGUCGUGGAGGAGGUUGGGUUCAAGGAGGUGGAGGGUCGAGGGCGGCGGCUGCAGGACAUGACGAGGGAGGAGGCAGAGAUCCUGACGAGUACGUGGGCGAUCGAGAGGGAUCCGCAGGCGAACCCUUGGAUCAGCAUGGCGGCGAUUCGCCACCUAACUGUCUACUGCUCCUUGUUCCAGUCCACCAAGGGCCCAGGAGCCUGA